CGAAUGCACAGUGGCGUUUGAUGAAUUUAUUGAAGAUGAGGGUAGCAAAAAGGGGCAGGCGCUGUGCAUGAUGGCAGCGUAGCACUUCCAAGUUCACAUCAGCUUCCCCUCUACUCAAUUUCUUGAGGACAGAAGAGACCGCCGUUUUUUCACAAGUUCUUUCUAGUGCAUUGCAAAGGCCCAGAAUAUCAUGGCACCGACAGGCUCAAAGCAAAAAGUCAAGGGGAGCACGACAGGGGCUAUGAGCAGAGCUGGAACACAAGCUCAGACUCCCGCGUCGGAACACGCUGGUUCCAAAAAGGAAAACCCGACACCGGAUGGGUGCAGGAAAGAGCCUGACGCGGAACCGGACACCAGACGGGUGACAGAGCUGCGGAGCAAGCUUUUCAAAAAAAUAGAAAAAGAUUGCCAAGCUGAGGAGCAGCGAAAGAAAGCGGAAUUCUUCAAGAAAAUCGAAAAAGAAACGCAAGCCGAGGAGCUGAAAAAGAAAGCUGCAUGCGUACACACUUAUAGAGCUUUGGUCUUGUAGUGGCCGACGGACUAUGCACGGUUUGCAUGGAUCAUGUGAGAAGAUCGCGACACAGUAGAUCUAGGUGUGCAGAUAUUUUCGUCUUAGAGUCACAGAGCUCACCCUUUUGAACUCUUUUCUUGGGAAGAUCAUCAUCAUCAGAGCCAAGCUGCCUCGUUCUCGGUAGAGGAAAAUUGUUAUUUUGCUUAAGUCCACAUAUUUAUUCUCAAUUAUUUCACAGGAUGUUGAGCUGCGGACGAUCGAGAUGAUGCGUGAGCAUCGGAAGCGGGCGGCAGUCGAAGACUUCGACGAACAAUUCAUAUCGCAGAAAGAAACACGACUCAACCAUCAGCGCAAAGUCAAACAUACCAUGCUUGUUAUCUACCUGCUGGGGUACUUACUGUCUUGGCGGGACCACGAUCUUUUUCUGCAUGAACGGGACAUCAAAUAA
Messenger RNA from Amoebophrya sp. A120, 959 nucleotides. The record is from the annotation of a GenBank genome assembly. NCBI's taxonomy places the organism in Eukaryota, Dinophyceae, Syndiniales, Amoebophryaceae.